AUGAAGCCGAUCAUUAUCUUAUUGUUAAGCUUAGUUUUACUUUCAGCAGCAAACGAAGAAGCCAAAGGAAGACAGACAAGAGAAUUAGGUGGAUAUGGGCAUGGCUCUUCAAACUGUGGCAAAUCUUACGAUGAUUGUGAUGACUAUUCGCCCUGCAAGCCUUCAAUUCCUAUCCAGCCUACAAACACAUCUAUUAACACAACAGGACCUGCAAAUUGUUCAUGCUCCUGCAAUUGUUCUUGCUGGACCUGCAAUUGUAGCUGCAGUUGCAUUGUCAUUCCGCCUCCACAGAACACAACUCAACCAAACGUGACAAAUUGCACUUGUCCACCAAAGCCUAGCUGCAGCUCACCUUGUGAAAGUGAUGAUUAUUAUGAAUGUGGCCAUGGGAACCACUGGAUCGAAGGAGGAAUCGAUGCAAACAGAAAAUUGCGAGAUGAGCUUAUAAGAUUCGCCGUUCGCCUUGCAGGCUGGGGGAUUUCCACCCCUUCACGUUCAUCCCUCCCGAGCAGACGGACACUCUGCCUGUUGCCGCAAACAGGGAAUUCGCUUACCAGUCUUGACUUCCAUGGGUCCUGGAGUCUAAGGGCCAAAUACCUAGGUAGAAACUCCCAGGUUCUUGUUAGGCAAAUACCGUCUUAAGAGUCUGAGGAUCAUAUUGCCCUCAAGCAUUGGCCGACCUUGCCCUUUCCAAUGCUUGUUCUGCAGGACAAUGUCUAAGUCCAAGGAUUAGCUCCUUGAUACCUGAGGAAAGCCCAGCCCGACAUACAUAAAGGAUUACCACCCCUUUCCACCUAAAUCUCCAUUACUGGGUCAUUGCCUGCUGGUGCUGACUCCCCCCCCCCUCGAAGUUCGACCAAGAUUUUUUGGUCGAACUUCGAGGGGGGUUAAGAAAAUUUUUUUUAAAAAAAAAUUAUAUAGAAUUUUUUUUAUAUAAUUUAGUAGUUAAAAAAAAAAAUAUUUAUCAUAUUCUUCUGUAUGGUUGAGAGGGUAUAAGGGUUAGAAAUAAUAGUGCAAGAUGGUUUUGUAACGCUUUUUUUAGAACUUGAAUACAAAAAAUCGCAAGCUCACCCCCACAUAGUUUAAAAUUCUUGAAAAAUUGCUUAAAUGUCAAAAAAAGCCAUUUUUAAUAAAAGUUUUGAUGGAGCUGAAGCGCAAAUUUACAACGAACUCUGCCAAAAUUGAAAUCAUCGACUAUUACUUUAGCCACAAGGACCAGGGGGUUACUAUGAGAGAGGUUGCAGAGAAAUUCCCAUCUGAACUCUCAUACCUCUCUAGUUGAUUGAAUCAAAAACAUUGACAAGCUUCGGGAAUCAGAGCCAGCCGCUAAAAGGGUAAAGGCAGAGCCUUUUACGCAAUUUCCAAUUCUAGAGAAAGAGCUGAUUCAUUGGUUGAUUGCUGUGAGACAGCAGGGUCAUACUGUCUUAAGAGUGACUAUCGAAAAGAAAGCCAGAGAAUUGAGCUUGCCGCGAUUCCAAUGCGGCCAAGGAUGAUGGGAAGGAUUCAAGACAAGAAAUAAUCUGGCCUACCGUAAGGUCAACGCAUCCAGUCUUAAGCCUCUAGAACGAGAGAAGCAGAACUUGUUAGAGACUAUCUGGACGAGCUGAUGCCUCUUCUCGACAUUUAUCCUUCCUCUACUAUUUACAAUUUCGAUGAAACCAGAUUCAACUGGGAUGUCUGUAGCAAGUAUACCUAUGAUUUCAAAGGUGCUCAAAGAGUUGUGGGUAUCCAAUCAGCUAAAGCCAAACACUCAAUCACUGUGAUGCUUUUGAUCAGAGCAGAUGGUAAAAAGUUUCCUGCGUUGUUGAUCUUUCAAGAGAAAACUGGCAAGAUUCCAUUUCGUUUAUAUGAGCACUUAACUAUCCCUAACAACAUCGUUGUCAAGGCUAACAGGACUGGCUAUAUCACUGAUGACAUGAUCAGCGACUAUCUAAGAACAGUGCUGACAAAGGAAAGGCAGCUCAUCAUAAUGGACCAAGCAACUAGUCAUAAAACUGAUAGAAUUGUUCAAGCGCUAUCUGACUUGCAAGCUCAAAGCAUCAUUAUCCCAGGAGGAUGCACAAAGCAUGUCCAGCCACUUGAUGUCAUAGUCAUAGCCAACUUCAAGAGAAAGACAACUCAGUUUAGGGUUGAGUACGAAACCGAGGAAGUUGAAAGAAGAUCACAAAGAAGCGGAAACAUCAAGGCUCUUGAUAGACAGCAAAUGAUAAACUUGGCCUCAAAGGCUUGGGAGGAAGUGCAUCCAGAUAUUAUCAUAACUGGCUUUCAAUUGACAGGAUCUUAUGGAGUUGAUCACCCCAAGUUUCUUCGCCACCGAUCCAUGCUUAAAAGAGUUAAUUAUUUAAAAAACUCUUAAAAAAAUUAAUUUAAAAAAAACACAUUUGAGAAAAUUUUUUAUAGUGGUGAAGGGGUCAAGUUUUCGAGCUCUAAUUUCAGAAUUGAAAAUUCAGCUAACUCUUUCCUUAAUUAAUCUACUGCCCUUAAAACAAUUGGUCUUUUGAACUAAUUCAUAAGAUCGAAAAAUAAUAUUUUCCUAGUAAAUUUAUAUAGGUCUUGGUCGAACUUUGAGGGGGUUAAUUUUCCAAAAAAAUAGGAAUUUUCCCUAUAUCUUGGUCGAACUUCGAGGGGGGGGAGUGAAGAAACAGGGUCGAGAGCUCGGGUGGUAUGCCAUCACCAUUUUUAUGUAUAUGCGAGAUGAGCUUAUAAAUGACGUAAUAUAA
Blepharisma stoltei is the source of this 2720-nucleotide messenger RNA. The record is from the annotation of a GenBank genome assembly. Lineage: Eukaryota; Ciliophora; Heterotrichea; Heterotrichida; Blepharismidae.